This is a messenger RNA of Pelobates fuscus (common spadefoot toad), 1723 nucleotides long. Its product is annotated as cytochrome P450 4B1-like. The record is from RefSeq and is a predicted model, not a curated record. The transcript has 12 exons. Lineage: Eukaryota; Metazoa; Chordata; Amphibia; Anura; Pelobatidae. Bases 26 to 1573 code for a protein of 515 amino acids. Gene Ontology annotation, molecular function: monooxygenase activity; iron ion binding; oxidoreductase activity, acting on paired donors, with incorporation or reduction of molecular oxygen.
GUGAAUAGACAGACAGUGCAGGACUAUGGCUUCCUUCCUGUGGAAGGUCAUUAGUAACUACUGGAAUUCUGCUAAUAUCUAUCAGAUCCUGCAUUUAGUGUCCGUUAUCUGCACAAUACUGGUUCUGCUGAAACUCAGUGCAUUUUAUAAUAGGUGGAAGAAGCUGAGCACAGCUUUGCAGAGCUUCCCUGGACCUCCCAGUCACUGGCUAUAUGGACAUAUUCACCAGUUUCGUCGUGAUGGGAAAGAUUUGGAUCGUCUUUUGGUCUUUGUGGAGAAAUAUCCUGUAGCAUUCCCUCUGUGGCUUUCCAGAUUUGUAGCAUCAUUGAUUGUCACUACCCCUGAAUACGCCAAGGCUGUGUUUGCAAGAUCAGAUCCCAAAUCAUCGACAGGUUACAAUUUCCUGAUUCCUUGGAUCGGGAAGGGUCUGCUGGUCCUGUCUGGGGAGUCUUGGUUCCACCACCGCAGACUACUCACCCCAGGGUUUCACUACGAUGUCUUAAAACCUUACACCAAACUCUUUUCUGAUUCUACAAAUGUCAUGCUGGAUAAAUGGGAAUCUCUUUGUAAUAAAGAUGAAUCAAUUGAACUUUUUGAACACGUCAGCUUGAUGACGCUAGACAGCAUUAUGAAAACCGCCUUCAGUUACCAUAGUAACUGUCAAACCAAAAAGGAUAAUACCUAUAUCCGCGCUGUAUAUGAUCUUUCACUUCUUACUCAGACGAGGAUUCGAACCUUGCCAUAUCACAGUAGCCUCAUCUUCCACCUAAGCCCGCAUGGAUUUCGAUUCCGCAAAGCCUGUCGCAUUGCCCACCUUCACACUGAGAAAGUUAUUGCAGAGAGAAAAAAUCUUUUAAAGCAUAAAGAGGAAUUGGAAAAACUCAAGCAAAAACGACACCCGGACUUUCUAGACAUUUUACUCUGUGCUAAGGAUGAAAAAGGCCAGGGUUUGUCAGAUGAUGAUAUUCGGGCCGAGGUGGAUACCUUCAUGUUUGAAGGACAUGAUACAACUGCCAGUGGGAUCUCCUGGAUUUUAUACUGCAUGGCCACACAACCUGAGCACCAGCAGAAAUGUCGGAAGGAGAUCAGGGAGGUCCUGGGGAAAAAAGAUACUUUAGAAUGGGAGGAUCUAAGCAAGAUACCAUACACCACCAUGUGCAUCAAGGAAAGUCUUCGUCUCUACCCUCCCGUCCCAUCCGUAUCAAGGGAACUUGCUAAACCAAUCACAUUCUCUGAUGGAAGAACUUUACCAGCAGGCUGCAUGGUGAGUCUAAAUAUAUUCUGUAUGCACCACAACCCCAGCGUGUGGAAGGACCCAGAGGUAUUUGACCCUUUCCGGUUCUCCCCAGAAAAUUCUGCUAAGAGGCAUUCCCAUGCUUUUGCACCCUUUGCUGCUGGACCAAGAAACUGCAUCGGGCAGAACUUUGCAAUGAAUGAAAUGAAGGUGGCCGUAGUUCUGACACUGAAACGCUAUGAAAUAUUACCAGAUCCAUCCAAGCCAGCUCUCAAACAACCUCAGCUUGUCCUCCGUUCCAAAAAUGGCAUCCAUGUGUUUCUGAAGAAAGCAAGCUAAUCAAGGGGUACAACCAUCAAAUCAUUACACAUCUGACAACUACAUCAAUCAGUAUCAUUGAUCUGGAUUGUAUCCAGUUUCCUUCCUAGGGAUGGAUUCUGUUAAAAAGAUAAACUCAAGGAAUGGAAUAGUUAUCAUUUUGACAUCUAU